This is a messenger RNA of Akanthomyces muscarius, 1512 nucleotides long. RefSeq lists its product as uncharacterized. Lineage: Eukaryota; Fungi; Ascomycota; Sordariomycetes; Hypocreales; Cordycipitaceae. The record is from RefSeq and is a predicted model, not a curated record. The transcript is spliced from 4 exons. Bases 1 to 1512 code for a protein of 503 amino acids. Gene Ontology annotation, cellular component: alpha DNA polymerase:primase complex. Gene Ontology annotation, biological process: DNA replication, synthesis of primer.
AUGCUGCGACAAGACUUUAACCGCAUCGACCCCAAGCGACGCAAUGUCAUUGACCACCGACGCAAGCAGUUCGCGACGGCCCAGUACAAGGAAGCCGAGUACAAGCAUCGCCUCAACUUUUACGCGGACCCUCCCACGGCGGACAUAACUCUCGAGCAGUUUGAGCAAUGGGCCAUCGAUCGUCUUCGCGUCCUCGCCGAACUCGAAGCAUGCUCGUUCCGCAACAAGUCCCCCGCCGAGACGGCCUUGCACAUGAAGCCCAUUCUCGAAAAGUACCUGCCGCUUGACUCCAACUCGUCGUCCUCGAGCAAGCUUGCCGCGCAGCGCCAAAAGGACCACUACAGCCACUUUAUCCUGCGCCUGGCCUUUUCCUCGACCGAGGACCUGCGCCGCCGCUUCACGCGCGUCGAGACGAUGCUCUUCCGCAUCCGCUUCAACAGUGACGACCUGGCCGAUCGCGCCGGCUUCGUCGCCGGCCUCGACUUUGACUGGUGGCACCCCGUGUCCGACGAGGAGCGGCGCCUGUACGCCGCCGAGCUGGCCGCCAUGGCGAGCACCAACCGCAAGGCUGGCGGCGGCAACGAAGACGAGGGAUGGUUCCGCGUCGACUGGGAGCGCGUGCCGGACCUGGUCGAGAGCCGACGCGUGUUUCUCAAGGCCGGCAAGGCCUUUGUCCCCGUCCGCGAGCAGGCGAGCAUGGUGGUGGCCGAGUUUUCGUCCAGACUGGAGAAGCAGCUGGCACUCACGGCCCGCGCCCUCCCCCGCCUCGACGAAGACGACCGCCUGACGCCCAUCCUCAACCACCUGUCCAAGAACUUCAUCACGCCCGACUCGGCGUACAUGUCCAACACGGCCGCACCCGACGGCGCCGUCAUCUCGGCCGCCAACAUUGACAGCCUCUCGCAGCACUUCCCCGCGUGCAUGUCGCACCUGCACCGCUCGCUGCGGCGCGACGCGCACCUCAAGCACUACGGGCGCCUGCAGUACACGCUCUUCCUCAAGGGCAUCGGGCUGAACCUGGAGGAGGCGCUGGCCUUUUGGCGCAGCAGCUUCCACAAAAUCACCGACGACACGUUCAACAAGGACUACCGGUACAACGUGCGCCACGCGUACGGCGACGUCGGCGGCGACUCGAACCGUCGCGGCGGCGGCUACAGCUCUUUCAGCUGCCAGAAGAUCCUCACCGAGCACCCGCCGGGCGCCGGCGACGCGCACGGCUGCCCGUACCGCCACUUCAACCUCGAGAACCUGACGGCGCUGGUGCAGUCGAUGGGCGUGGCCGACCGCGGCGUGCUGCAGGGCGUCAAGGAGGACAAGGACACGCAAAAGUACCACAUGGCAUGCAACCGCGUGUUUGAGCAUCUGCACAAGCAAGAGAUUAAAAAGGCCAAGGACGAGGGCAUCAUGACGUCCAACCAGCUCGAGACGAUUGUGCACCCCAACGAGUAUUUCAAGCGCAGCUACCUGCUGAAGAAUCUGGGCAAGGAAUCUGAUACCAAGAUGGAGGACUGA